GAGGAAACACAUACUACUCUUCAACAGCUGAUGUGCAUCUGGAUCCGCAGAACAUUGGUGGGUUGUUGUGUCGAAUCGCUUUUGAGAAGAUUCGCACAGCUGCGACGGUAAACGCGAGGAGUUGAAGUGUCCUUCCACACAUAAUGGCUUCCCGUAAAAAGGUGCUGCUCAAAGUGAUCAUCCUAGGGGAUUCUGGAGUUGGGAAGACCUCUUUGAUGAACCAGUAUGUGAAUAAUAAGUUCAGUAAUCAGUAUAAGGCCACCAUUGGAGCAGACUUUCUGACAAAGGAGGUGAUGGUGGACGACAGACUGGUGACCAUGCAGAUUUGGGACACAGCCGGUCAGGAGCGGUUUCAGUCUCUGGGCGUGGCCUUCUACAGAGGGGCGGACUGCUGUGUGCUAGUCUAUGAUGUCACGGCGCCCACCACAUUUAAGACUCUGGACAGCUGGAGGGACGAGUUUCUCAUUCAGGCCAGCACGAGUGACCCGGAGAACUUCCCCUUUGUGGUGCUGGGCAACAAAAUCGACCUGGACAACCGACAGGUAUCAACAAAGCGAGCACAAGCUUGGUGCCAGAGUAAGAACAACAUCCCCUAUUUUGAGACCAGCGCCAAAGAAGCCAUUAAUGUGGAACAGGCCUUCCAGACCAUCGCUCGCAAUGCACUUAAACAGGAGUCGGUGGACAAAUAUGACUUCCCAGACGAGAUCAAACUAGGAAACGACAGACCUAUGUCUAACGGUGACAACUGCAGCUGCUGAAGGAAAACAAUGAAGCUGUGGAGGGACAAGAAACAGCCAACAUGAGAAAGGGAAAGAUCCAGGCCAGUCUUUUCUAGAGCUCCCUUUUCCUCCUUUGAAAACUCCAGGGUAUCAAAUGCAACGUGUGACUAUUGAACAUCUAUUCUCUUGCUGAACUCCAAGUCACAUGUUGAAGAAGUAUGGAGGAGCAGGAAGAGCUGUACAUCCUCUGACAAGUCCUACUAUCACUACAGCUGUCCAAGUAUUUCCAUCACUACUCUUGAUGUGCGAUUGUGUUUUAUUUUCUCUGAAAAUCCAGCCUGAUCUCAUGAAGAAACGUAACUAUUUUACGUAUUGUCAGAAAAGUGGCAAAUUCGUACGAAUUCAUAAUGUUUUAUUAGUGUGAAAAUGUAACAUUUUAAAGAGUGGCCUGCCCCCUAUCCUAACCUUAACCCUACUAAAAUUCCUUUAAGGAAACUAAUUUCACUCUGUGGCCAUCUUUGAAAUACCACUAAGGCAAUUCUGUUUGAAUGUGGAAACAUCAAAUUCUCCAAAACUAUUUGCCAAGUGGCUAAUCUGUAUAAAUUCAGAUGAUUGUAUUAGUGUGAAAAUGUAGAAUUUUAAAGAGUGACCUGCACCCAACCCAAAUCUUAACCCUACUAAAAUUCCUUUAAGGCAAGUAAUUUCACGUGGCGGCCAUCUUUGAAACACCUCUCAGGCAGUUCUGUUUGAAUGUGGAAAUAUCAAAUUCUCCAAAACUGUUUGCCAAGUGGCUAAUCUGUAUGAAUUCAUAUGAUUUUAUUAGUAUGAAAAUGUACAAUUUUGAAGGAAUGGUCUGCCCCCAACCCUAACCUUAAUCAUACUAAGAUUCCUUUAAGGCAAGUAAUUUCACUCUGCGGCCAUCUUUGAAAUGCCUCUCGGGCAGUUCUGUUUGAAUGGGGAAACAUUAAGUGACUAAUUAGUAGGAAUUCAUAUAAUUUUACUAGUAUGAAAAUGUUACAUUUUUAAAGAGUGGCCUACACCCAACCCAAAUCUUAACCCUGCCAAAAUUCCUUUAAGGCAAGUAAUUUCACGUGGUGGCCAUCUUUGAAAUGCCUCUCAGGCAAUUCUGUUUGAAUGGGGAAACAUCAAAUUCUCCAAAACUGUUUGCCAAGUGACUAAUUUGUAUAAAUUCAUUUGAUUUUAUUAAUAUUAAAAUGUAAAAUUUUUAAAGAGUGGCCUGCCCCCAAUCCUAACCUUAACCAUACUAAAAUUCCUGUUAGGCAAGUAGUUUCACUUGGUGGCCAUCUCUGAAACGCCGCUCGGGCAAUUCUGUUUGAAUGGGGAAACAUCAAAUUCUCCAAAACUGUUUGCCAAGCGUACAUUCAUAUUUGGAAUCAUCAAUAAAAUUAAAAAACUGUCUCAAAUGGAGUUCGAAACACAAAGUCUGCAUGUUUUAUCUAAUGUGCACUCAAAAGGAACAAGAUCAUGACACCAACUUCCUUUAAUAUCGCUUUCUGUUUACACAAUAUAAUCCUCUAAAUAAUGUCUCGCCUGAUUGUUUUGGUCGUCUGAAGUAAUUUUCCAACUUUUUCCCGACAGCAAAUCUCCUCUAAAAAUGACAGCAGCCUCUUUGUUUACAAGUUUGUGGGCGCUCAACUGGUCUCCGUCAUUGAGAUUUGCAGGAAUUACACUGUACAUUGCAUACAGAUUACAAAACUAGAGUACAUUGUUUUCAAGUGUAGUUGGUUCGUUUAAAAGACAAGAUUUCAAGCUUUACGUAGAUACAUUUCUCUUGUCUGUAAGCAAGUAUAGCUGGGUUUCACACAAUUCCUUCAUGUUGACCCAACACAAAUCGUUAACUUAAGUAAUUGUUUUUACAGAUUUAAGUGGAUUGAACAUAAAACAAUUAAGUUGUUCUGAAAAAAAACCCUUAAGAAUUGUGUUGUUUCAACUCAUUUUAUAUUAGUAGUUUAAACAAGAAGCAAAAGUCAUUUUUUGAGUGCCAGAGGGUUUGAUAAAUGUCGCAAAGUACACGCGUCUAUACAGAGCCCCUCCCCCGGAGAAUUGUCAGACUAUAGCGAUCAAUGAUUGGCUCCUUUACUACAAGGCGGGGCUUCAUUCGCCAAAUAUGGACAUAACAUUUUUCCCCAUUCAAAACUACAGGAGUGACAAGUCUUGUGUAUUCUUACUAAACUGUAUGAAUGAGAUCGUACAAGUUUAUACGAGUUAGCCCAGGCAUGGGCAAACUCGAUCCUCGAGUGUCCCUGCAGAGUUUUGCUCUAACACUAAUCAAACACACCUGAACACCCUAAUUAGUGUCUUCAAGAUCACUAGAAAGCUACAAGCAGGUGUGUUUGAUUAGGGUUGGUGCAAAACUAUGCAGGGACACCGGCCCUCCAGGAUCGAGUUUGCCCAUCCCUGAGUUAGCCACUAAAUUAAAAAGUUACGAAUUGUCGUGAGAUUGUGUUGGAAAAUCUGCUAGUUCAUUGUGCCUUUAGAUUUUGUAAGUAUUGGUUAUUAUUAUUGGUGACCAGUUCACUCCUUUGCUAAAUGCUUUGUUUCAAAAUCAUCCAUUAUAAAUGUAAUAGGGCUGGGAAAUUGAUCAAUUAAUUAAUAAAUAUUUUUAAAAAAAGACAAAAAGUGUAAACGAUCUUUCUGUGAUCAAUUUUAGAGUAAAAUGUUUUGGGUUUUUUCUAAAUCAGGUCAAAAUUAUGAUUAUGGAAAAUUAAAUCGAUAUUUUGCAUACUUUUAAAUGUUUCAGGAUUUUUUUUUAAUGCACGUACAAUUAUUGUGAAAAAAAAAAUCAUAUUUCUUCUGUGCCCAUAUUAGGGAGAACAAGCCUUGUUUUUGUUUUUAUAAUACAUUUUUACCGUAUUUUUACUUAUUUAAAAAUAGGUUUUACAUUUUUUUAAAUAAGUAAAAUACGGUAAAAAUAAGGUUAGAUUAGUUGAUGUGUUAACUAACAUAAACAUCACAUUUAUUGCAGUAUUUAUCCAUCUUUGUUUACGUUAAUGAAAAUAAAGGGGUUUGUUUAUUCAUAAAUUUUUUAUUUUCAGCUUAGUCCCUUUAUUAAUCUGGGGUUGCCACAGCGGAAUAAACCACCAACUUAUCCAACACGUUUUACGCAAUGGAAGCCCUUCCAGCUGCAACCCAUAUACAAUCACACGCAUACACUACGGCCAAUUUAGCUUACCCAAUUCACCUAUAGCGCAUGACUCGUGGGAAACCGGAGCACCCGGAGGAAACACACGUGAACGCAGGGAGAACGUGCAAACUCCACACAGAAAUGCCAACUAACCCAGUCGAGGCUCGAACCAGAGACCUUCUUGCUGUGAGGCGAUUGUGCUACCCACUGUGCCACCACAUCACCCUGUGUUUUUUUUACGUUAAUGAAAAUAUUGUUAGUCCAUGUUAACCAUUAUCAACUUGGAUUUGAAUAAUGUUGAACUAUGAUUAAUAAA
Molecule: messenger RNA, 4180 nt
Organism: Danio aesculapii
Lineage: Eukaryota; Metazoa; Chordata; Actinopteri; Cypriniformes; Danionidae
Gene: rab7b
Product: RAB7b, member RAS oncogene family
Exons: 6
Coding region: 144-758 (204 amino acids)
Biological process (GO): phagosome-lysosome fusion; endosome to lysosome transport
Cellular component (GO): late endosome; phagocytic vesicle; lysosome
Molecular function (GO): GTPase activity; GTP binding
Source: RefSeq, a predicted model, not a curated record